AGAAGUUGUCAUGGUGGGCGAUUUCAACUCCAGAGUAGGGAAAGCUUCCAGUAGAGGACAGGCGAUCGGGCAGCACGGAGAAGACAAAGUGAAUGACAACGGAGUGAGGAUGCUUGAAUUCUUGGGAAGCAACGAACUGAUGGUGUUGAACGGUAGGAGGGAAUGCGAUAAGCCGGAGUUCACAAGGCAACGGGCAGUUUGCAAUGAAUACUCAAUCCUCGACUACAUCCUGGUAGAUAGGGGGAGCACGCAGAUCCCAGAGCUGCACGUGAAGGGACUAGUGAAAAAGAAGAAAAAGUGUAUUUGGGACGAAGUAGUGCAGAAGGCCAACGGAGGCCUGGAAGGGAUCGUCAAGCAGAUGUGGGAAGAGAUUAGUGGAACGAUUCAAGCGUGGGAGGCCCACACCGACUACAUCCGUUACCUGGAGGUCCACCCGACGCUGCCGUACGUGCUCUCCGCCUCGGACGACAUGAGCGUCAAGCUCUGGGACUGGGAGAGGCAGUGGGACUGCACACAGGUGUUCGAGGGCCACGCCCACUACGUGAUGAUGGUGAAGUUCAACCUCAAGGACUCCAACACCUUCGCUAGCGCUUCCCUCGACAGGAGCUUGAAGGUCUGGGGUCUCGGCGCGCCCACGCCUCACUUCUCCCUGGAGGGCCACGAGAGGGGGGUCAACGCGAUCGACUACUACCCCGGCGGGGACCGCCCCUACCUGCUCUCUGGCUCCGACGACCGCACGGUUAAGAUCUGGGACUACCAGACCAAGACGUGCGUGCAGACCCUGGAGGGGCACACCAACAACGUCUCCGCCGUGCUCUUUCACAAGCGCCUCCCCAUCAUCGUCUCCGCGGGGGAGGAUGGCACCAUCCGCCUGUGGCACUCGACGACGUACCGAGCGGAGACGACUCUGAACUACGGCAUGGAGAGGGUAUGGGCCUUGGCUGCCUCCCCCGACAACAACAAGGUGGCCAUCGGCUUCGACGAGGGGACAGUGGUGCUCAAGCUCGGGCACGAGAUGCCGGUGGCCUCCCUGGACACACACACGGGCAAGGUGGUGUGGGCCCUCAACAGCGAGAUCCAGACCACCUCCCUCAAGGGGCUAGUGGGUGACGGGUCCGACGCGAAGGACGGGGAACGCCUCGCCGUCGUGCCGAAGGGCGGUGGUAGAAACAAGGGUCGCGUCAAGUCCAAAAAAAAAAUCUUCAAAAACUUCACGACUUCUCUUCUCGAGAGAGAAGGAUGCACGUUUGCGGACGCAGCGACGGCUGGGCGCGCACGCAAGGCUGCCGAGAAGGCCGACUACCCUACCCUGAAGCGUACGGCCGCUGCUACCCUCGAGAAACUCAAAAAAGCUCAGUUGGCGAAGCGUAGAGAGGCUCGAGUCCGCAAAUCGGCGGAGCAGGCCGCAGAAGAGGAGCGACAACUGUUGGCGCGAGAGCGAGUCCUGCGCGCCGAUCUGAAGAAGGAGCUUGGGGAGGAGCAGCGACGUAGAAUCGAGGCGGAGCAACGGGCGCAAGCAGCGAUCGCACGCGAGCAGGCCUCGGAGCAUCAGAGGCAGCAGCAGAGGGCUGCUGAUGGAGAGGCGGUGGCGAUCGUCCUGACCCAGCUGGGAAACUUGCGGUUGGAGAAAAAAAUGCUUCAAGAUCAACAGCGCGAGAUGGUUGAGAUUUUUUGUCCACAAGCGGCAAGCGUGAUGGCGGUGCAGCAACAGCAGCACAACCGGAAUCCGCUGCUUUCCGCGAAAGACCAGCUCAUCCGCACCCGGAUGGAGGUAGAGCAAGCGAGGAGGGAGCUGGAGGCGGCGUCGGCGUGGGGAAAGGUUGCCGAGACGAGAAAUGCUAAUUUGAAGAAAAAGAACGGGCGGGUCCGCCGUCGAUGCGGGCGGGUUCGCCGUCGAACCGGUGGGGUCCGCCAUCUAUGACCGGUCGGGCUGUGGGGUACUGGCUUUUUGUGUGUGCCAGCAGCCUCAGUGAGCGCAGUGACGGGUGUCCACCUCGCGCAUUGCUGCGUGAACGCGCUUGACCAUAUUUGUCCAGUCUGUUCGUGUGUGUUCGUGUGUCUUUUUAUUUUGAUUCAAAUUCCGAACGUUUUUAUUGGUCCAAGAAGGAAAAGCGCAGUCUUUUUGCCAAGAAAAGUUCACCUGGUUUGGGACACAUUUUCGGCCUCAAAAUAGGGGUAACCCCAGGGUCU
Ectocarpus sp. CCAP 1310/34 is the source of this 2190-nucleotide messenger RNA. The record is from the annotation of a GenBank genome assembly. Lineage: Eukaryota; Phaeophyceae; Ectocarpales; Ectocarpaceae.